CAAAUUCGUAUCGUUUCGCGAGUAAAGUUGACACGAAAAUUUUUAUGUAUUUUUGUUAUUGUUUCAAGGACAACUGGGCGAUUUAAAAGAGUGGCUUACUCCGUUGACCGGCCGUAAGAAAAUUCAAUAGUAUCAACAAUGCAAAGUUGUGAAUGAAUAAUUUUUCGUAAUUUUGUUUUGUUAUCGUCAAGUUAAUUGGAAUCAUGUGGGCGUCGUGGAAAUCAGCAUUCGCUGCGACUCCGUUCGUCGCUAAAUCGCUGCUAAAUGCCACUCCUAACCUUCUUCCACAGCAAACUCGGACAACAAUUAUCUUGAAAAGGGUAUAUCCAAUACGUUUACAUAAAAAAGGAUCUGGAGGGAGAAGAUUGGAAAAAAAAGAUUUCAUAUACAAAAGGGUUGAUGGAGACAAAAAAAAGCAAGCACCUUUGAGUAUUAUAUUGACUCAAUAUGUUGAAGGUGUUGGAGAGAAAGGAGACAAAGUGAAUAUGAAGAGACAAAAAGCCUAUACACACUUCUUAUUACCUGGAUUGGCUGUUUAUGCUUCUCCGGAAAAUAUGAAAAAAUAUUACAUUGAACAAGAUGAUGAAAAAACCAAUAGCUCAUUGUAUGCUCCCAAUGCGGUAAAAGUAUUGUCUAGAUGUUGUUUGAUUGUGAAUCUGUCUGUAGAUAAUCCAUGGACAAUUGAAAAAUGGCAUAUUAGAGCUAAUUUUAGAAAAAUGAAUGUAUUUGUCACUGACGAUGCCAUUACAUUACCAGAGAAACCUAUUUCUGGUCCAAAUUUAGAUUAUGAAGGAAAAGAAUUUUACAUAACUCUAACGAUAAACAAAACUGAAACUGUAAAGGUCAGAUGCAAAAUUCAUCAUGAUACAUUUAUAUAUUCAAAAGAACUUCCACUUGUGCCUGAAUAUUGGAAAAUACCAGGAAAAGCUAUAUUCGAAGAAGAUCAAGAAAUAUUAGAUUCGCUACCUAGACCCAAGUGGGAAGACACAAUGACUGUUAAAGAUUAAAUUUGUUAAUAUUUUGUUAGGUUAAUAAAGGAGAAAAUUAAUAUAAAAAAUUGUUAUAAAUCAUUCUGUUAAAUCAACUGAAAAUGAAACUUCACUUUUUAUGCUUGAUAUUUUAAAGAAAUUGAUAUAUACCUAUGAUAAGAUUCAAAGUAGCAUACA
Molecule: messenger RNA, 1166 nt
Organism: Trichogramma pretiosum
Lineage: Eukaryota; Metazoa; Arthropoda; Insecta; Hymenoptera; Trichogrammatidae
Gene: mRpL9
Product: 39S ribosomal protein L9, mitochondrial
Exons: 3
Coding region: 204-1007 (267 amino acids)
Biological process (GO): translation
Cellular component (GO): ribosome; mitochondrion
Molecular function (GO): structural constituent of ribosome
Source: RefSeq, a predicted model, not a curated record